Pisolithus orientalis is the source of this 1270-nucleotide messenger RNA. Its product is annotated as UV excision repair protein Rad23. Bases 25 to 1173 code for a protein of 382 amino acids. The transcript is spliced from 7 exons. Gene Ontology annotation, cellular component: cytosol; nucleoplasm. Gene Ontology annotation, biological process: proteasome-mediated ubiquitin-dependent protein catabolic process; nucleotide-excision repair. Gene Ontology annotation, molecular function: proteasome binding; damaged DNA binding; polyubiquitin modification-dependent protein binding. NCBI's taxonomy places the organism in Eukaryota, Fungi, Basidiomycota, Agaricomycetes, Boletales, Pisolithaceae. The record is from RefSeq and is a predicted model, not a curated record.
GCGCCGCCGACGACGACGACGACGAUGAGGGUCACAAUCAAGACACUUCAACAAAAGGUGUUCCAUAUCGAUGCGGAUGAGACUGAGACGAUUGGCAAACUGAAGGAGAAGAUUCGGGACGCGCAUGGCCACGAUGUAAACACUCAGAAGAUUAUAUACUCUGGCAAGGUCCUCUUAGAUGACAAGACUAUCGCGUCUUGCGAGAUUAAGGAGAAGGACUUCUUGGUGCUCAUGGUGUCCAAACCCAAGCCAAACUUUUCCUCGCCUGGCCCCGCGGCCAUGCCAGCAGCAGCGACAACUUCGGCACCCACCCCACCAGCGGCUGCGGCGACUUCUCCCUCCGCCCCAACGCCUCCAGCCUCUUCACCCGCUCCUGCCCCGGUCCCGGCCCCGGCCCCAGCCGCAGCCGCUGCCCCACCGUCAACGUCCCCUGCUUCGCCGCAACACGCCCAGUCGUUCCUGACUGGCGAUGCCCUCCAGGCGGCCAUAAGCAACAUGGUGGAAAUGGGCUUCCCGCGCGAACAAGUUUUGCGCGCGAUGCGGGCAAGUUUCAAUAAUCCGGAGCGUGCGGUCGAAUACCUGAUGACGGGUAUACCGGAUCAUCUAUUAGCAGAGACACCGUCGCAACCCCCGCAAGCCCAAGCCCAGACUCCGGCUCCACCUGCAGCUGCAGCUCCACCUCCACCGAUUGCUGGCCAGACACCAGCUCCGGCUGCAAAUCAGCCCCAAAACCUCUUUCAGCUUGCUCAGCAGCAGCAGCAACAACAACCCGGUGGUGGUGGUGCUCGCCCGGGUGGUCUAGGUGCAGGUGCUCUGAGGGACCAAUCCCAGAUGGCUCAACUACGUGAGCUUAUAGGGCAAAACCCCGCGCUGCUGCAGCCGUUGAUUCAGCAGCUCGCGGCGUCUAACCCCCAGUUAGGCCAGAUGCUGGCUUCGGACCCUGAUGCACUUCUCCAGUUUCUCGGUGAUCUCAGCGGUGGGGACGACCUAGAGGGAGGAGACUUGCCCCCUGGUGUACAGGUGGUCAACGUCACACCAGAGGAGCAGGCUGCCAUUGAACGGCUGAUGGCGCUGGGUUUCACGCGGGAGCAAGCCGCGCAAGCAUACUUCGCAUGCGACAAGAACGAGGAGCUGGCAGCUAAUUAUCUGUUCGAGAACAGCUUUGACGACUGAGGGUAGUACAUAAUGCAUAAAGCAGUGUAUCGGUAGGGUAGUGGCCGUGGCUGGUCUGCAUUCCGCGUGUGAAAUAGUAUUUGUGCGUUGGACCCGC